Molecule: messenger RNA, 4517 nt
Organism: Columba livia (rock pigeon)
Lineage: Eukaryota; Metazoa; Chordata; Aves; Columbiformes; Columbidae
Product: keratin-associated protein 10-4-like
Exons: 2
Coding region: 1-1371 (456 amino acids)
Source: RefSeq, a predicted model, not a curated record
AUGGGGCUCACCGGAUCCAGCCCCUGCACCGGCAUCCCCAGCGUGUGCUGCCUGCCCGGCUUUGUCUGCGGCGGCGUGCGCGGAGGCUGCGGCCGCGCAGGGGAAGUUGGGGUGCAGGGCGCUCAAAGCGGGAUGCAGGAUGGGCACAGCGCGGCCCUGCCUGCGCCUGUCCUGCCUGCGCCCUGCCUGCGCCCUGCCUGCGCCCUGCCUGCGCCCUGCCUGCCCAUGUCCUGCCUGCCCAUAUCCUGCCUGCGCCCUGCCUGCCCAUGUCCUGCCUGUGCCCUGCCUGUGCCCUGCCUGUGCCCUGCCUGCCCAUGUCCUGCCUGCACCCUGCCUGCUCCCUGCCUGUGCCCUGCCUGUGCCCUGCCUGCCCAUGUCCUGCCUGCACCCUGCCUGCUCCCUGCCUGUGCCCUGCCUGUGCCCUGCCUGCCCAUGUCCUGCCUGCACCCUGCCUGCUCCCUGCCUGUGCCCUGCCUGUGCCCUGCCUGCCCAUGUCCUGCCUGCACCCUGCCUGCGCCCUGCCUGCGCCCUGCCUAUGCCCUGCCUGCCCAUGUCCUGCCUGCACCCUGCCUGUGCCCUGCCUGCCCAUGUCCUGCCUGCCCUCCUGCCUGCGCCCCAGCAGGAUCCGACCCCGCUGGGUGCUGGGGUUCCCCAGCACAGGGGCGAGGGAGGGGACAAGUCCUCGCAGCCCCGUGUUGCUACUCCUUCCCGCUCGGUGCACAGACAGCCCAGGACCCCGCGGGGGUGACGCUUUGCAGGGGUUUCAACAUGAUACAGGGUCACUGUGAGCCCCAAGUUUUGUGGCAUCCCUUGCGGCCUCUGUGGGACACAGGGACCCCCUGGGUCCUCCCUGUGGCCUCAUCCCUUGCUGGGCCAGCGGCUGCUCCCAGAAUGACCUCUGGGCUUUGCAAUCUGUGUGUUGGGCGUGCAAAUUGUGCAUCGGGCGUGCAAGCUGUGAGUGCCGACCGUGCAGGGAGCGUGCACCCAGCAGUGUGCACCCGUCGUGCAGGGAGCGUGCACCCAGCAGUGUGCACCCGUCGUGCAAGGAGUGUGCAGGGAGCGUGUACCCAGCAGUGUGCACCCAGCAGUGUGCACCCAGCAGUGUGCACCCAGCAGUGUGCACCCGUCGUGCAAGGAGUGUGCAGGGAGUGUGCACCCAGCAGUGUGCACCCAGCAGUGUGCAUCCGUUGUGCAAGGAGUGUGCAGGGAGCGUGCACCCAGCAGUGUGCACCCAGCAGUGUGCACCCAGCAGUGUGCAUCCGUCGUGCAAGGAGUGUGCAGGGAGUGUGCACCCAGCAGUGUGCACCCUGCAGUGUGCACCCGUCGUGCAAGGAGUGUGCACCGGCCGUGCAGGUGGCGCCGUCCUCGUGAGCCCGGUGCAAGCAGCGUGCACCGAGCGGCGUGCGCCGCGGCCCGGCAGCGUGCGAGCGUGCGGCGGCUCCGUCCGGCCCUUCCCUCCGCCGAAAGCCGACAGCUUGCGAGUGGCACUUAGCGCGGAGCAACUGCCGUGUGAUUACCCAUCGGAUAACGUUUUAAUUGUACUUCUGGCACUCUGUCAAGCUAAUUUGAACUGCAUUUCAAUAUUACGGCAUUUAUUUAGUGCCAUAACAAUAUGGAUUAAUCUUAAAUUAUAACACCGAGGAAAUUAUAUUACACUUAUUUCUUAUUUGCCAAAUAUUUAAAGGGGCCGCAUGGGUUGCGAAGUGUGCGGGGGGGCCCGGGGGCUGCAUCCUGCCCCUGCGCGGGCCCGGGGCGCGGGGUGGCAGCUCGCGGGGAGCGGGGCCGUGGGGACGCGUGCGGAGGGUCCCUGCCAGCUCCCGGCGUCUCCGCGUGCGGCCCUGGCCCCGGCCCCACUAGGAAUGUUCCAGCCCCGAAAUAGCCGAGGGAGUAACCCAACCCCGCGCACGUCCCGCCGCCGCGGGACCGGGGACCGUCACCUCGCCCGGGCUGCCUCCGGGGCUCUGGGAGGCCACAGCCCCCCCGCCUCCCUCUGCAGAAUGGAGCCCCUAAAUAUUGGGGUGCAGCUGUGCACCCACAGCAGGGAGCUGGUGGGUGCAGCCAUGGGGAGCUGGGGACCCCCCUCCCUUUCCUGGCAGCCCCUUGGGGACCUCGCCCAGAAACCUGCUGGGCUGGAGCGACCCCCCAGGGCUGCAGCCCCCAUGCCUGCCCUGGCCCCACUCACCAGCAGUGAGACUUUCCACCUUUCAGCGUAAUCCCAUCUGCGCCAGGAUCGGUGCGGGGGCGAAGAGUGGCUUUUGGGGGGGAGCACCCCUCACUGACCCCAUCCCACCGGCGCUCGCCCCCCCUGGCCUGCACCCUCCUGCUGCUGUCGGUGUGGUUGUGCUGAGACCCAGCACACUCAUCACAUGUGUGACCCACUGGGGAUUUGGGGCCAAAGCCCCCCCGGCUCCCCGGCUGCGGUCUGGCAGUGCGGAGGGGGUAGCGGCUUCCCUUCCCUCUUAACUCUGCCCUGCGGCCGCUGCCUCCCCUGGCCCCCUCAGGGGUCCCGGCACCGCCAGCCCCAAAACCCACCGGUGCAUCCCCCCCCUCCCCUGCCUCAGUUUCCCUGCCUGGCCGUGCCGCGGGUUCCAGCUCAGCACGGGGGCAGAUGUGGCGUGACCAGGGCUGUGCCAGGGCGGUUGUGGGGUGAUGUGGCCAGCGCAGUGCUGUGCGGUUGUGCCGGAGCUGUUGGGGUUCCUGGCAUGGGUGUGAGGAGCAAAGCCGGGGGCCGGUGCCCGGGACGCCCCCUCCCUCCCCACUGGCUCCCGGCUCAGGGGAUUUUCUGGCUGGCCGUGCUGGUGCCGGAGCCGGGAGCGCUGCCUGUGGGGUGACUCACGGUGCUGGCCCCGGGGAGCCCGGCCAGGGAGUUCCCAGGCUGACGGUGCCGGGGGGCGGGGGGGGCCCGGGGUGUAACCCCACUGCCCAUCUGCCCCAUGGCCCCGCGCCUGGCAUGGGACUGAUCCGGCACGGCCUCUUGGGUGAGAUGAGUUGUGCACGGUCUCAGGGACCCCUCCCUCCCCUCCCCAUUGCUGUGGCUGGGGGGGCAGCAUCAAGGUCUGCACCGAGCCGUGCCACACUGAGCCGUACCAUGCCAAGCCAUGCCAUGCCGAGCUGUGCCACGCCAAACUGAGCACACGAGCGGCCGGGGCGAGGGGGGCGGGUGGGAACGGUGCAGUGGCCGUGGGGCCAGCACGCCAGGGAUCUGGCCGUGCCAGGGGGCGUGAGUCAGCGGGUGGGAGGUUGGGGAGCGGCGGCUGUGGCCCCGCCAGCCCCCCCGGGAGCCCUGCGCCAGCCCAGCCUCGCCGCCAUUGGGGGGGGUUAUUUUUUUACAGCCUGUUUCACAGCUUCCAGAAAAGGCUCGUUCUGGAAACCUCGGCUUCCUGCCCGGCACAGCCGCCCGGCACGCUGCCGGCUCCACACCCCGCGUUGGGUCCCCCGGCACGGCCGGGACUGGGGGUGUGCCGGGGCGGCUGCCCGUGGGCAGCACCGGGCACGGCUCCCCCGGGAUGCGUUGGCGUGGCCCGGCUGGCCAGCGGGACAUACCCGUGGGUCCCGGUGCGUGCCAGCAUGGCGGGGGCAGCGUCCGGCUCCGGUGCCGGUUCCCAGGGCCGCGGGCAGGGUGUGACCGUGCCCCGGCCCACACGGCCCUGCCCGCGCUGGGUCCCGGCCGUCCGGCGCAGGAAGGAGCGAACUGCCUGAAACCACAUCCCGACACUCAUCCCAGAGGCAUCCCGGAGGGAUUAGCCGGGGAGCGUGGGCCGGCUUAGAGAGCAAAGCGUCGCUUCCUGCCCCGGCCGGGCGGCCGGCCAGCCCGGGCUCCUCCGCGCCGCCCCGAGCCGUGCCGGGGAGGGGACGGGUGGCCGUGACCCCGCCAGCCCACGCUGGCACACACAGGGACACGGGGAGCAGGGCCACGCGGCGAGGGGUGGCCAGUGCUCGCCACUUGGCUCCUGCCCGGCUGUUGGCCAAUGGCUCCGAUGUUUCCACCAUGACCUCAUGGCUCAGCCAGUGUGGGAAGCGCAGGCCUGGGUGUUCCCAGGGGCGCCCGGGCCCCUGGGCUGCGGGGGAGGCCACGGGGGUCCGGGUGGGGGCUGCUCCCCUGCCCUGCGCUUCCCGUGCCGGCCCCGUCCUCCCUGCACGCCCGCUUCUCCCUGCUCACACGUGCACACGCGCAUGUGCACACACAUGCACAUGCGUGCGUCUCUGCCUCCGCCACGGUGUCCCAGCCCUGGGCAGCUGCUGCCAUGGGCUGUCCCCAUGUCCUCAGCACUCCUGCCACCCCCUGCCGAGCUCUGGCGGGUGGGAGCGUGUGUGCACAAGGGUUGUGUCUGCACAAGCAACGUAUGUGCGCUAGGGACGGGUGUGCACAAGGGAUGCGCGUGCAUGAAGGAUGCACACAUGUACCGCAGGCUGUGCGCAGCCCUGCAGCAGGUACCUUGCACACGAGUGUGCACAAGCGAGGGUGCUGGGUGAGUGGGUGCGCAAGGGUGUGGGGGCCCCCCUGACUCUCUCCUCUC